AAAAGAUGCAAACAAACACAAGAAGAAGCCCAAGCAGCCUACAGAGAAAAACAACAACGAGAUCUCAUCAGUUGGAGAACAAACAGGGUGCAUUCUUUUAAUGACACCUAGAGAUUCUGGUGUUUUAUCACGUGACAUGCAUGCUCAUAAAAUUGUUGAAGUUGGCCCAUUAAAAGAGGAAGAAGCAAGGGAACUUUUUGAGGAGAUCGGAGGUGAACAAGCUACCAAUCUUAUUUUACAGCGUACUGCAGAGAACAAUGAGAAGAUAGAAGGUGAGCAACCUAUUAAAGAGCUCGUCGAUGACUGCAAGCAAUUGCCCAUCGCUAUUGCAACACUAGCAAGUACCUUGGAAAAUAAGAAUCAAAUACAGAGGAGGACUACCAUAAAAAAGCUUCAUUCUCAUCAAAGGCUCUCCAAGACUGAGGUAAACUUGAGUGUGAUGUCGCCAAGCCUUUGUUCAGCUAUCAAGUUAAGAUAUGGUGAUUUGGAAAGCAAGCAACUCAAACAAACUUUAUUGCUUUGUAGUCUAAUGGGUCAAAAUGCAGGCAUUCAAGAUUUGUUAAAAUAUGGCAUAGGCUUGGGAUUAUUCCCAAAAGCCAACUCUAUCGAGGCAGCAAGAGAUGAAGCACUGAAAUUGAUGAAAGAAUUGAGGAGAAACCCUUCUUUGUUGCAAGAAGGUGGGGACAAUAUGCAUUUUGAUAUUCAUGAUUCAAUUCAAACGGUUGCCAUAUCAAUUGCUUCUCGGGAACAUGGCCUGUUAGAUUUGAGGGAGGAUGCUGCUGAGGACAUGUUUGACAAGGAGGCAAUGAAAGAGUGCAAAUGGAUUUAUUUAUCAAAUGUUGAUGCUAGAGUUGCUGGUCACCUUCCGCAGAGGUUGAAAUGUCCACAGCUCACUUUCUUUCACUUAGAUAACAAAUAUCCUGAUUUGAAAAUUCCAGACGAAUUUUUCUGGGAAGCAGAUGUACUCAGAGUCUUGGGUUUGACUAAAAUGCAUUUUUCGUCAAUUCCUUCAUCAUUUUCACUCUUAAAAAACCUUCAUACCUUGUGUCUGGAUCAAAGUAAGUUGGGUACAAUCCUAGUCUCUGUCAUGAGAAACUUGAAGAAUUUGCAAGUCCUCAGUCUUGUGGGAUGUGACAUUGAAGAGCUGCCUCAGGAAACAGUGCAACUGGCUAAGCUGAAGUUGCUGGAUUUGAGUGACUGUACUAAACUUGAAGUCAUUCCACCAGGUAUCUUAAAAAGUUUGUCACAAUUAGAAGAACUGUAUUUGGGAAACAGCUUUGACCAAUGGAAGCACAUCAAGAAGCAGGAUACAAGAAGAAAUGCCAGCCUUGAUGAGUUGACACAGUUGAAAAACCUAACCAAUUUAGAGGUACGCAUUCAUGAUAUCAAUAUGAUUCCAAAUGACUUUUUUUCUAUAGAAUUGAAACGAUACAAGAUUUUCAUAGGAGAUUUGUGGAAUCAUUGGGGCAGUUAUUUUGAAUACUCAAAAACAUUGAAGCUAAAGCAUGAUGGAAGCAUUAGAUCUGAUGAAGUUAUAAGGUUGCCAAACAAGGUAGAGGAGCUGCAUCUAGAGAGGUUGAAUGGUGUCAAGGAUGUAUUUAAUGGGUCAUUAGGUAUGCAUUUCUAAUCAUUGUAUUUCUAUUUUGAAGAGAGAAUCAAUGGAAAAAUCACCAAAGCAUGGUUUUCUUAUGUUUACUUUGAUCUUUAUGUGAGUUUAAUUGAUUUCGUAAUGAAGUUGCUGUUGAAUGCUUUUUGUUGGGGCGAUAUAGUGUUUGAUGUUCGGAAUUUUUGGAAAUUUGCUCCUUAGGAAGAAAUUUGCUGCAUGAUUUGUAUGAGCUAUGGAUUUUCCAAGUUUAGAACCAACCCAACAUUGAGUUUCCUAAUUUCGGAAUCCAGACUUUGUUGUUUUUAGUAUUCCUGAGUUUAUCCAUUGUGACCUCCAGAAUUGUGUGUCUGUUGGUGAAUGCACGUUUAAUCCCUUGAAUUUCUUGUUUGUACAUUCAUCUUUGUUCCCGUAUGGAACUCUUGGACCUUGGAAUGUGGAUUAAAAAAAAAAGAAGGAA
This is a messenger RNA of Rubroshorea leprosula, 2063 nucleotides long. The record is from the annotation of a GenBank genome assembly. Lineage: Eukaryota; Viridiplantae; Streptophyta; Magnoliopsida; Malvales; Dipterocarpaceae.